AUGCAAUCCGAGGUUGAUUCAUUAAAACACCGAAUUUCUGAGCUUGAAGUCGAAAAGGCUGAGCUCGAAGCCAAGAAUGCUGAGCUUUUAAAACGGGUUAUGGAAGAGAGCACCAAACGCGAAGCUGAGAAU
Acaulospora colombiana is the source of this 132-nucleotide messenger RNA. Lineage: Eukaryota; Fungi; Glomeromycota; Glomeromycetes; Diversisporales; Acaulosporaceae. The record is from the annotation of a GenBank genome assembly.